This is a messenger RNA of Paraglomus occultum, 448 nucleotides long. The record is from the annotation of a GenBank genome assembly. Lineage: Eukaryota; Fungi; Glomeromycota; Glomeromycetes; Paraglomerales; Paraglomeraceae.
GGCUUACAAGAAUUUGCAGGACUGGAUUGGCGAGCCAUGGAGGUUCCCAUAUUUGCAUGUAAAUACAGAAAAAACCAUGGACUUGAUCAUGCAAUACAUAAAGUAGUUGAUGGAAAAUUUGCUGAUCUAUUGACCCGGUCUUGGGAGAUGGGAGAAGAAAUCCUUAUCAGAGAGCAAACAGGGCCUCCUACUAAACCUGACCUUACAAAGCUCUCUAUGGAUUCUUUCAAAUUAUAUCGAGAAUUGAGAGAUUGUUUGAAUGUUCGCAUAUUAUAUGCAAUGGAAAUCGGGGACGUUAACUAUAGUAAUCGUGCUGUAUUUGGUAUACUUGGAUAUUUGUUCGAAAUCAAGAUGUUAAUUAUGUGGAAGGAUGGUGUAUACGUAUAUGAGGAGUUUGGGAGUUUCACUGUUGCUUCUCAUUCGAGCAAGAUUCAUAUGAUGAAGGCGG